Molecule: messenger RNA, 1742 nt
Organism: Coregonus clupeaformis (lake whitefish)
Lineage: Eukaryota; Metazoa; Chordata; Actinopteri; Salmoniformes; Salmonidae
Product: alpha-(1,3)-fucosyltransferase 7
Exons: 2
Coding region: 181-1233 (350 amino acids)
Cellular component (GO): membrane
Molecular function (GO): alpha-(1->3)-fucosyltransferase activity
Source: RefSeq, a predicted model, not a curated record
UUUCAAUCAUAACCCAGAGCAGCACAGCCUUUUCACCUCUGCUUUUGGUGGACACUCUCUGAGCAGGGUCCCCAUCAAGGCCUCAGCAAGAACAGACAAGACUGGGACUCUACAUCCUCUGACCCACAGCCCACCUCCCAGUGAAAGAACCCUGAUGACCACCAAGGGUCCUGUUCUACCAUGGGAUCCCCCACAUUCUAUCUCAGGCUCUUCAUCAGCAUCACCUGCCUGGUCACUCUAUUGUUCUUUCUGAAUGAGGAUGGGUGGGGUCUAUACACUGACAGAGACAGAAGCCACAACGUCAUCACAGGGAACCUCACCAUCCUCCUGUGGCACUGGCCCUUCGGCCCAUCCUACAGCCUGGAGGGAGAUGUGUGCUGGGACAGGUACCGUAUCCCUGGCUGCCGCCUGGUGGACCAACGCUCCCUCUACCCCAGCGCUGACCUGGUGGUCUUUCACCACAGAGAGCUGAUGAUGGGCCAGGAGCGGCUGCCGCUCCAUCUCCCCCGGCCGAGGCACCAGAAGUGGGUCUGGCUCUCCCUGGAGUCCCCUGACAACAGUGGAGACCUGAAGCCCUUCAAUAACAUGUUCAACUGGACCAUGUCCUACCGCCGCGAUGCCGAUAUCACCAUACCUUAUGGAACGCUGCUGCCGAAGGACGGAGAUACUGGUAAUGAUAGCACAGAGGACGUCAUUCCUAAAGAUAAGUCCCUUCUGGCCUGCUGGGUGGUUAGUCACUAUGAGCCCCAGCACAGGAGGAGCUUGGUGUACAAGAGCCUAAGCGGAAGCAUCCCAGUGGAGGUAUAUGGGCGAUUGAACGGGAGAGUACUGGCCCCCGGCGACCUGCUGUACACCAUCUCACACUGCUACUUCUACCUGGCCUUUGAGAACUCCAUCUCCAAGGAUUACAUCACAGAGAAACUCUGGCGGAAUGCUUACCAGGCAGGGGCGGUGCCUGUGGUUCUGGGUCCGCCUCCAGAUGACUACAUGGCUGUGGCCCCACCCAACUCCUUCAUCCACAUUGAGGACUUUCCAUCCACUAAGGAGCUGGGGAACUAUCUCCGCCAGCUAAUGCUGGACAAGGAGAGAUAUGCUGGGUACUUUGCGUGGCGGCGUAGCCAUCGGGUGAAAGUGUACACAGACUGGCGGGAGAGGCUGUGUAGCAUCUGCCCCCAGUAUCACAUCCUGCCUGCUCAGAAGGUGUACUAUGACCUGGAGGCAUGGGUCAGGUGACACCAAGCCCACUGAGAUCCUCAAAUACUUUCUACAUCCCAAAUGGGAUCCUAGUCCCUACAGUUCACUACUUUUGAACAAGGCCCAUAAGUACACCACCUUGUAAAAAAUGUACAGCUUCAAGAGUUGGUCCUCUAUGGCCAGUGCUUUUCACAUACAUGGAGAUGUUUCAAUGAGUCAGUAAACCACACGUUUGGGUCACAGGACUGUAAACCGCUAGUGUUUUCACUUCCACAUUCAGACCACUCCCAGCAAAAUUCUUGCUUGAGAAUUUGCUCGUUGUUGACCAUUUUAAUUGAAAACACAGUAAGGUACUUAAUCAUUACCCAGAAAUUAUUUGGUAUUGAGAUAAAACCGCUGCAUUGGACCGAAGCAAUGUGUUACAUUGUGUUAAAGUACCGAACUAUAUUCAGUGCAGGAGUUUUAAUAGGAAAAGGGAAUAUAGCAAUCCAAACAAUAACACUUGUGUAUAAUGUGUGGAUAUGACAUUGAACUUAUUGCAAGGCUUU